GUUUUGCUCAAUCUUUGUGACAGCUUGACACAUUGUCUGCCUUCUUUCCUUCCGACAUCUUAAACUACGUGAAGCACGCGUUUUUCGGGUGUAAAAGUUUUUGAUUCACCAUGAAAUUGAACAAAAAUGUUUCGGCUUCACGACGCAAGAGCCGCAAACGCCAUUUCCAGGCCCCUUCCCAUAUCCGUAGGAAGUUGAUGUCGGCCCCCCUGUCUAAGGAGCUGAAGCAGAAGUACACGGUACGGUCGAUGCCAAUUCGUAAAGAUGACGAAGUUCAGGUCGUCCGCGGACACUACAAGGGCAACCAAGUAGGGAAGGUUGUCCAGGUGUACCGGAAGAAGUUCGUUGUCUACAUCGAACGUAUUCAGCGCGAGAAGGCAAACGGCACGAACGUCUACGUGGGCGUCCAUCCGUCCAAAUGCCUUAUCGUCAAACUGAAGAUGGACAAGGAUCGUAAAAAGAUCCUGGAUCGUCGUGCGGCUGGCCGUAGGGCUGCGCUCUCCAAGGACAAGGGCAAGUACACCGAGGAAUCUGCUGCUGCUUCUGCCAUGGAAACCAGCUCUUAAGCCUUUUUGUGUACCUAGUUUUGCAAGUCCUUGGGUAAGUUAAGAUAUGAUGAACGUUUACUUUGCAACGACCGUCUAAGUUUGAGUUACUGUUUUUGCAAAAUGAAAAUGUAAACAAAAUCCAAUAAAAAAUAGGUAAACAAAA
This is a messenger RNA of Uranotaenia lowii, 711 nucleotides long. It is a transcript of the gene RpL26, whose product is annotated as 60S ribosomal protein L26. The record is from RefSeq and is a predicted model, not a curated record. Gene Ontology annotation, molecular function: RNA binding; structural constituent of ribosome. Gene Ontology annotation, cellular component: ribosome; cytosolic large ribosomal subunit. Bases 111 to 566 code for a protein of 151 amino acids. NCBI's taxonomy places the organism in Eukaryota, Metazoa, Arthropoda, Insecta, Diptera, Culicidae. The transcript is spliced from 2 exons. Gene Ontology annotation, biological process: cytoplasmic translation; ribosomal large subunit biogenesis.